GCACCAGGAGCAAGCCUCUCAGUUCCUGAGCCUUAGAAGUGGUAAGCCCCUAAGAGACAUCUAUCUACCCACUGUGUUUGAGAUGCUCAUGGCGCACCCCCAAGCCCUGCUCUUCUGCCUGCUGUUCCUGGUGAUCGCUGAAGGCUGGGGUCGGCAGGCGGCCAUCCCAGGCUGUCACUUGCACCCCUUCAAUGUGACAGUGCGAAGUGACCGCCAAGGCACCUGCCAGGGCUCCCAUGUGGCACAGGCUUGUGUGGGCCACUGCGAGUCCAGUGCCUUCCCUUCCCGGUACUCCGUGCUGGUGGCCAGUGGCUAUCGACACAACAUCACCUCCAUCUCUCAAUGCUGUACCAUCAGUGGCCUGAGGAAGGUGAAGGUGCAGUUGCAGUGUGGGGGAGACCGGAGGGAGGAGCUGGAGAUUUUCACAGCCAGGGCCUGCCAGUGUGACAUGUGUCGCCUUUCACGCUACUAGCCCACCCUUUCCCCACCUCCUUCCCUGGAUCAGAGAUUGAGUUGGAGUACAUCUCGUAUAUCCUGAGCCUCGCUUCAGGGGGACAGUGGCUUCAACCCUCUUAAAAUUCUUUGUCA
Molossus molossus (Pallas's mastiff bat) is the source of this 588-nucleotide messenger RNA. RefSeq names its product glycoprotein hormone subunit alpha 2 (gene GPHA2). Bases 83 to 472 code for a protein of 129 amino acids. The transcript has 4 exons. Gene Ontology annotation, cellular component: extracellular region. Gene Ontology annotation, biological process: cell surface receptor signaling pathway. The record is from RefSeq and is a predicted model, not a curated record. Lineage: Eukaryota; Metazoa; Chordata; Mammalia; Chiroptera; Molossidae. Gene Ontology annotation, molecular function: hormone activity; hormone receptor binding.